Gigantopelta aegis is the source of this 3378-nucleotide messenger RNA. Its product is annotated as 3-mercaptopyruvate sulfurtransferase-like. Gene Ontology annotation, cellular component: mitochondrion. The record is from RefSeq and is a predicted model, not a curated record. Gene Ontology annotation, biological process: transsulfuration. Gene Ontology annotation, molecular function: thiosulfate-cyanide sulfurtransferase activity. The transcript has 3 exons. NCBI's taxonomy places the organism in Eukaryota, Metazoa, Mollusca, Gastropoda, Neomphalida, Peltospiridae. Bases 1739 to 2608 code for a protein of 289 amino acids.
ACUGGCUGGAACGAGAAAUAGCCCAAUGGGCCCACCGAUCCCAGACUGACCGUGCAUCAAGUGGACACUUUACCACUGGACUACGUCCCACCCCUCAUGUGUUGAGAAUGCUGGCCACCAUUUUGUAUGAGGAAAUACACAUGUAUGCAGAGUCUGUGACAUCUAUACCAGUCCUGAUGUGCUGUCUGAAAGCUGAUAGAAGGUGGUUCAACUGUUUGCAGGAUCAAGUGUUGGCUCCUAGACAAUUCUGCCUUGUCUGGUCGAGACCCGUGUACCUGUUGCAACUUCAGUUGGUCCCUAGGACAGUGAUAGUGUGUUGACGUAAUGCAUUGUUUACAAGAUGCCCUUCUUCACGACUUAAUGCUAAUUUCAGCAUAUCAGAACAAGGGCGAUGCUGAAUGGAAUAAUUGGUACUUCAAAGCGCAGUUUGUCAACAACAUUGUGAAUACAGGCAGUUUCUCUGAAACAUGCGUUCCUGUAAUGUGUGUAUUAGUGAUUGAUAUGUGAAAUUUAUUUUAUCAGGAGCUCGAAAAUUAUCAAUAUUUAACGACAAACACAGGCUUGCUGUUCCGUUAGAGUGGGAAUCUUUUACUACUGUUUGGGGACGGGACCGAAAAAACACCAUCUGUGGUCUAUAGAUUUGCAUACAAUUUAGUACAAAUGUAGAUAAAUAUAUAUAUAUUAGUCUAAUUAUGUUUCAAUGAAACUAGUUACUUCCUUUCUGGUAAAGCAUGGAUGACUUUGAUGACCAAAAACUUUAUUGAAAUAUUUUUCCCACUUCUAGUACAUCCAGUGAAAAAAUUGGAUAUAGGGCAAUAGGGCACACACCCAGUCAUGCCUCGAUGCACAAGAUCAGGUAUCAAGGCACAACAGCCUAGAGGGAUAAGUGGGUCAUUCCCACGUACCUACACUGGGUACAUCAAGUCCCUCUCUCUUAACAUCAGAAUACUGGGUCUAUCAGAAUGCUAGUUAUUGUAAAGAGAUACAAAGUGAUGUCAUUGAAAUGCAAAAUUAGCUAUAUUAUUACAAUGCUUCACCACAUUAAAAUAAAAACUGGCUACUAACCAUGACCCCUGUCAAAAUUAUGAAAAUAAUUAUUUGAUUCAGUUUAAACAAACGCCACACUUUGUCAUUAUUUAUUUUUCAUACUUUUAGAAACAAGGGUGCAAAAAGUGAGUAUAGUCGACUUUAGAUUCACGGAUACACCGGACAGACUGUAUACAUUUAAAGAUUGUUAUUUGUUUACGUCCAUCGGGGUAUGAACAAAAAAUAUUAUCCGCAAAUUGUGUGACUGAAUCGGCGAAGUAGUUCACUCAUAAGUUUGCGGUAGUUUAAAUAGUUACGAAAACUUUCGCUUAUGUCUCUAUUAUUUCUUUUACGUUCAUAUGGGUAUGACUGAAUGCAUAACAUUCUAUAAAGCCCCACCUAGUAUUAAAUACAAAGCGGUUUGCAUAACUCUGUCAUAAAAAUUAUUAGGCUUUUAACCUAUUUAUUAAGUAUGGUAAUCGUCUUUGUUGCGUUUAUAUUAUAAGUGUUACAUUAAGAAAAUACCAGUCUAAACGUCAGUCGCUCUUUGGUAUUGAAGAUAAUUUUACUCUGCAUUUCCUGGCACGAAACUAGUGACAUUGAAACGUUUUCUUUCUAAAAUCAUUUCACAUCUAAUGUCAGGUUAACGGAUAUUAACUACACGUUGCAAAUUUGCUUUCACAGUGCAACAUACUUAUUUUUUAGCCUCAAGAUGAAUCGUGUUGCUUCCAUUGUUUCUGUUAAGUGGUUGAACACUCGGUUGUUCUCUCCCAAUUUGCGAGUUAUUGACGCCUCCUGGCACUUGCCGAACACCGGCAGAAACGCACGUGAAGAAUAUGUCAGCAAGCAUAUCCCAGAUGCACAAUUUUUUGAUAUUGAUGAGUGCAUUGAUAAAGAUUCACCAUAUAUUCACAUGAUGCCAAGUACCAAAGAGUUUGAAGAUUAUGUUGGAAAACUAGGAAUAAACAAUCACACACAUGUUGUUGUUUAUGACAACAAUGAAAAGUUUGGGACCCUUUCAGCCCCUAGAGUAUGGUGGGCAUUUAGGGCGUUUGGACAUACCAUGGUUUCCAUUCUGGAUGGUGGAUUUCCUAAAUGGUGCCAGGAACACAAGCCAACAACCAGUAAAUUGGCAACAUGUUCUCCUGAGAAAUUUACAGCUGCUUUUAAUUCUUCAAUGGUUAAAUACUUUGAUGAUAUAAAAGAAAACUUGUCAAAAAAACAGUUUCAGCUGAUGGAUGCAAGGCCUCCAGGACGCUUUAUGGGGACUGAUCCUGAACCAAGACCAAGUAUCAAGCCAGGACAUAUCCCAGGUAGUGUGAACAUUCCUUUCUUUUCCAUCAUGGAUCCAGACAGUAAACUACUGAAAGAGAAGGACGGUCUUCAGAAGAUGUUCACUGAGGCAGGGAUUCACCUUGACAAGCCUGUUGUUGCAUCCUGCGGAUCAGGAGUGUCUGCCUGCUGCCUGGUGCUGGCCGCACAUCUGUGUGGGAACGACAAUGUGCCCGUCUACGAUGGUGCGUGGACCGAGUGGUUCAUGCGAUCCAAGCCGGAGGAGAGAGAGGCCUGCCCGGAAAAAUGAGUGCUCUUAGUGUUCUCCAGACCAUAUUUAUUGAAAACCUUCACUGUGUUUUUUUAACCCAACCCUCUUAUAGUGUACGCAAUAUUUACUGUCACUCUACCCAAACGGAUCGUUGUUACAAGUGCUAUAAUUUUUUAUAUUGUCAAUUGUCAAUUUGACAUCAUUGUUGUAAAUUCAUCACUUUUUAAUAAAUGAACAGUUUAAUUUGUUGCUAUCAGGGUAUCUGCCAGAGGGUACGGAGGGUAAAAUCACGUACCCUAAUAUCGUGGAAUUUAAUGGAUACAUUUUUAUAAUAUUUUGGUACAUUACAAUUAAGAUAAUUGCUGUUUACAAUUAUUUUAAAGAACAUGAAAUACUGUGUCCAACUUUAACCACCUAGUAUGGGCACAUUUUCUGGCAGAAAGAUUGGUUAUUUUUUAACUUUUUGACCUUUAUUGGAUAUUACUUUGGUGUUUGUGGUAUUGAGUAAUAUGUCAUAUAUUUUAUGUGCUGUAAAAAUAUACAUAUUGUACACAUUAUUUUAUCCAGCUUGCCUUGUGUAUAAACUUGUAUGCUUUGUCAGUGAACACUCGCUUCUGUGGCCUCCAGUGAUAAUAGACAUUUCCCUGCAGUUUUGUGCUAUAAACUAGAUUCACUAAAUAGUGCAUACCGUAUAUCUUCGCCUGUAAGUCGAUCUCGGCUAUAAGUCGAGUCCCUAAUUUCAAGCCCUGAAAACAUAUUUUUUUAUUGACCCGUUUAUAAGUCGACCCAUGACAAACUACUUAUAAAUA